AUGCCCCAAGGCAUGUCCGCCUUGCAGAGGACAAGCCUGGAGCGACCUAGAGGCGCCCGCAGCGCGCCCCCACCGCCGCCGCAGGGAGGCAGACUAGACAUCACCUUUCUACCUGACAACAUGACCCACAUCGUGGAAGACUCCCAACGCUACUACAGCUGGCAAAGUUUCGGGCCAGAUGACGAGCGUACCCGAGAUUUGUGGGUGGACUUGAAUUCGCUACACAAGAGCCAAGUCCGAAUCCACGGCAUCCUGUCAAACGCGCACCGGCAGGCGGCGAGAGUUGCACUUUCCUUUGACUUCCCAUUUUAUGGACACUACUUGAGACAAAUCAUCAUUGCGACUGGUGGUUUCAUCUUCAUGGGGGAGAUUACUCACCGCAUGCUGACUGCUACCCAAUAUAUCGCCCCCCUCAUGGCCAACUUUGACCCCAGUUUCUCCAUGAACUCUACCGUGAUGUAUUCAGAUAACGGUCAUAUGUUUGUGGUCCAGUGGGACAAAGUGCGGUUAAAGGACCGAGAGGCCGAAGGAGCUUUUACGUUCCAGGCGAUUCUGCAUAGAAACGGAACUGUAGUGUUUAAUUACAAAGAGAUCCCACUCCCAGUGGAAAGGAUAAACUCCACAGAGCAUCCAGUAAAAGUGGGAAUGUCCGACGCAUUCAUGGCAAACCUCCCAUCUGCGCAGAUUGCAGAUGCAAAGCAGCGGACAAUCUACGAGUAUCACCGUGUUGAAAUCAACACCAGCACGAUCGUCAACAGAUCGGCAUUCGAGUUCACCCCACUGCCCACUUGUCUUCAGCACACGUCCUGUGAACUCUGCCUAGGGUCCAACCUGACAAGUGGAUGCGGGUGGUGCAAUACGCUUCAAAGGUGCUCAGAUGGGAUCGACCGCCUUCGGCAAGAGUGGCUGGAUUACAAUUGUCCCGAAGAGGCUCAAGGCACAUGUGAGGACUACUACUCCGAGUCGCCUGAGGAGUCAACGCUCUCUUUCUCCUAUUCAUCAACAGCUCCGACUUCAUCUUCAGCCAAGUUGCAUGACGUAAUCACCAGGGAACCACCAGAGCACACUAGGAUGACUGAAAAUGCGGCCAUCAUCGCCGGUGUGGUGGGGGCUCUCGUCCUAGUGGUGGUAUUGACCUUGGUGGCCGUGUACUGUAUCAACACACACCCCACAUUGGCUCCACCAUUCUACCUCAUGCAGCGACGCAGUAACAACUAUUGGCCCGCUAUGAAGUUUCGCAACCAGGACUAUCCAUCAAGCUAUGGCGAGGUGGAGCUUGCGGGCCACGAGAAGGAAGGUUUCAUCGAGGCCGAACAGUGCUGCUGA
Messenger RNA from Nerophis lumbriciformis (worm pipefish), 1326 nucleotides. Lineage: Eukaryota; Metazoa; Chordata; Actinopteri; Syngnathiformes; Syngnathidae. The record is from RefSeq and is a predicted model, not a curated record.